GCUUGUUGAUGACGUUAUUAUGUAACUACAAUUUUCUGCGCGAAAUACAAAAGCGACAAUACCUUUGCUGUUUGGGCGCCUUGUUUUAGUUUUACGCAACCUGGAGAUCUUCGUAGAUCUGGGAACUGCCCGCCACAUUUAGCCGACUCCUUUCGGUGUUUUCAGGUGACGGACCGUCCCGGUUCCACAUGGAGUACGGGAAGGAGAGAGUGGUGGCGCUGGUCGACAUGGACUGUUUCUACGUCCAGGUGGAGCAGCGGCUGAAUCCAGCUCUGAGGAACACUCCCUGCGUGGUGGCUCAGUACAAGACGUGGAAGGGAGGCAGUAUCAUAGCUGUGAGCUACGAGGCGAGGGCCCACGGUGUCACCAGGAACAUGUGGGUGGAUGAUGCAAAAAACCUGUGCCCAGAUCUCCAGGUGGCCAGAGUGCGCGAGUCUCACGGGAAGGCCGAUCUAACCCUUUACAGAGAAGCGAGUGUGGAAGUGAUUGAGGUGAUGUCUCGUUUCGCUGUGAUUGAGAGGGCCAGCAUUGAUGAGGCCUACAUGGACCUGACAGCAGCCGUCCAGCAGCGCUGGAAAAACAUGGCGGACCAUCAGAUCGACCCAUGCCUUCUCAGGACUACUUACAUUCAAGGCUAUCCACAAAGCGGGCCGGAACCAUCUGGCGAUGACGAUUCCAGCCAAGUUGAUGAGUCAGUCUUGAAUAAAGAGCAGAUAAGGUCCAGAGGAGUCCAGGAGUGGUUGGCAUCCUUAUCUCUUCCAUCCGUUGGACAGCAGAACUCUGCAGAGCUGCAGCUAACCCUGGGUGCGCUCAUCGUUGAAGAAAUGAGAGCAGCCGUAGAGGAACACACAGGCUUCCGCUGCUCAGCAGGGAUAUCACACAACAAGGUGCUGGCGAAACUGGCCUGCGGUCUGAACAAACCUAACAGACAAACUGUUCUGCCAUUGGACUCUGUGACUGAACUGUUCAGCACCCUGCCCAUCAGCAAGAUUCGUAACCUGGGGGGAAAGAUGGGCGCGUCGAUAACCGAAACUCUGGGAGUGGACAACAUGGGAGAUCUAACGCAGUUCUCUCAGGCUCAGCUGGGCCAGCACUUUGGAGAAAAGACAGGCCAGUGGCUGUAUGAUUUGUGUCGGGGGAUUGAGUUUGAAGCUGUGAAACCCCGACAGCUUCCCAAAUCCAUUGGCUGCAGUAAGAACUUCCCCGGGAAAACAUCGCUGGCUACAAAAGAGCACGUGCAGUACUGGCUUCAUCAGCUGGCCCUUGAGCUGGAGGAGAGGUUGACCAAAGACAGAGAAGCGAACGGCCGAGUAGCGAAGUUGCUGACGGUCGGCGUGCGUCAGCUCGGCGACAAGAGGCCGAGCAGCUUCUCUCGAUGUUGCGCAUUGGUGCGCUACGAGGCGACCAAAAUAUCCAGUGACAGCUUCGCCAUCAUCAAGAGUCUCAACACAGCGGGAAACCACCAAGCUGCGUGGACUCCGCCUCUUACCCUGCUUCACCUCUCAGCGAGCAAAUUCAGCGACGCUCCGUCCACUGGCGGGAUCACCGGCUUUCUGUCCAGCAACAUCACCUCGUCUCAGAGCCUUUCCUCUCCAACUCAGACCCUCUCUCAGCCACCAUCGGGUCUAAAAGACGGCUCCCCGUGCAGUCAACCUGGAACUAUACAAUCUUUCUUUCAAAAAGCAUCCGGGAAGCUAAAAGUUAAAAAGGAUAAAGAAGAGGUAGAUGACUGUGCAAGCUCAAAAGAAGUCUCUUUGUCUACCCCCCUAGAUCGAGAAUCUUCCACUGAUGGUCCUUUUAACUUGAAAAUCGUCGCAGGGAGUCCCCGAUCUAGCAUCUCUUCUUUCUUUGAAAAGAAAAGCUUUGAAAGAUGCUCAAAACCGUCAGCCUUGCUGAUAACGCCGUCUAAAACAGAACCUGAAAUCAAAGCUGCAAACCACUGUAAAGACUCUGAUGUUGUUGCAGAGUAUGAAGCUCAUCAGCCAGAAUUUAAAGACGCAAGCAUGGAUCCAGAGACUGAACCAGAAGAGCCUCUCAGACGGCCUGUAGAUGACCUGACAACCUGUGAACUCUGUGGUAAAGAGGUACUGGUUUGGGAAAUGCCUGAACACAAUGAUUAUCACUUUGCCCUGGACCUUCAAAAUUCGCUGUCUUCAUCUAAUAACUUGGCAGCCAUUACGUCCAGCUCGGCCGCCUCUUCUUCCUCAAAUGCGUCUCCGACUCUUGGAGCGGGAGGCAAAACGCUGCCAACACGGGGCAAAAUAAAAACAAGAGGCCAGCCAGGCCCUGCUUCAAAAAGACAGCGCUCCCAAGGAGGAGGCGUGGGUACCCUGGAUUCGUUUUUCAAAAAGACCUGAUGACAUAAGUGUGUUUGACCGCCGUAAAAACAUUGUUUAUUUAAUCCCAGCAGGACUCGUGUAUGAAAAAGCAACCUAGCAAUAGGACUAUAACUUGUGCUUCAAAGCAAUAACUCCAGAUUAAAGAAAUGAUUUAUUCUG
This is a messenger RNA of Fundulus heteroclitus (mummichog), 2498 nucleotides long. It is a transcript of the gene polh, whose product is annotated as polymerase (DNA directed), eta. The record is from RefSeq and is a predicted model, not a curated record. NCBI's taxonomy places the organism in Eukaryota, Metazoa, Chordata, Actinopteri, Cyprinodontiformes, Fundulidae. Gene Ontology annotation, cellular component: site of double-strand break; nucleus; replication fork. Gene Ontology annotation, biological process: response to radiation; error-prone translesion synthesis. The coding region runs from base 189 to 2357 and encodes 722 amino acids. The transcript has 10 exons. Gene Ontology annotation, molecular function: DNA-directed DNA polymerase activity; damaged DNA binding.